Messenger RNA from Myripristis murdjan (pinecone soldierfish), 2852 nucleotides. It is a transcript of the gene pygl, whose product is annotated as phosphorylase, glycogen, liver. Lineage: Eukaryota; Metazoa; Chordata; Actinopteri; Holocentriformes; Holocentridae. Gene Ontology annotation, molecular function: glycogen phosphorylase activity; pyridoxal phosphate binding. The coding region runs from base 47 to 2608 and encodes 853 amino acids. Gene Ontology annotation, cellular component: cytoplasm. The record is from RefSeq and is a predicted model, not a curated record. The transcript has 20 exons. Gene Ontology annotation, biological process: glycogen catabolic process.
CCUUUCAGCUCCACUUCAGCCGGACAAGUCGGGCAACCUGCCAGCCAUGGCGACACCCCUCACCGACCAGGAGAAGCGCAAGCAGAUCAGCAUCAGGGGGAUUGUCGGGGUGGAAAAUGUUGCCGAGCUGAAGAAGGGCUUCAAUCGCCAUCUGCACUUCACUUUGGUGAAGGACAGGAACAUCGCGACGCCCCGGGAUUAUUAUUUCGCCCUGGCCCACACGGUGAGAGAUCACCUGGUGGGGAGAUGGAUCAGGACGCAGCAGUUCUACUACGAGGCUGAUCCAAAGAGGGUGUAUUAUCUGUCUCUGGAGUUCUACAUGGGCAGGACGCUCCAGAACACGAUGAUCAACCUGGGCCUGCAGAAUGCAUGUGAUGAAGCCAUCUACCAGCUUGGUCUGGACAUGGAGGACCUGGAGGAGAUGGAGGAGGAUGCAGGUCUGGGGAAUGGAGGUCUGGGCAGACUGGCAGCAUGCUUCUUGGACUCCAUGGCCACCUUGGGUCUCGCAGCGUACGGUUAUGGCAUUCGCUAUGAAUAUGGAAUCUUCAACCAAAAGAUUAGAGACGGCUGGCAGGUGGAAGAGGCAGAUGACUGGUUGAGGCAUGGAAACCCAUGGGAGAAAGCCCGUCCUGAAUACAUGUUACCUGUUCACUUCUACGGACGAGUGGAGGAGACAAAAGAAGGCUCCAAAUGGGUGGACACUCAGGUGGUUCUUGCCAUGCCCUAUGACACACCCAUACCUGGCUACAUGAACAACACCGUGAACACCAUGAGGCUGUGGUCUGCUCGCGCUCCCAACGACUUCAACUUGAGAGACUUUAAUGUGGGAGAUUACAUCCAGGCUGUUCUGGACAGAAAUCUGGCUGAGAAUAUCUCUCGUGUGCUGUACCCCAAUGACAAUUUCUUUGAGGGGAAAGAACUUCGCCUGAAGCAGGAGUACUUCGUAGUGGCAGCCACACUCCAAGACAUCAUCCGGCGCUUCAAGACCACCAAGAAAGGCACGGCCGGACGCACCUCCUUCGAGAGCUUCCCUGACAAAGUUGCCAUCCAGCUCAAUGACACUCAUCCGGCCAUGGCCAUCCCAGAGCUGAUGAGAAUCUUUGUGGACAUCGAGAAGCUUGACUGGGACACGGCCUGGGAUCUGACCAAGCGCACCUUCGCCUACACCAACCACACGGUCCUGCCCGAGGCCCUGGAGCGCUGGCCGGUGGAGCUGCUGGAGACUCUGCUGCCCAGACACCUGCAGAUCAUCUACCAGAUCAACCAGAACCACCUCGAUAGGAUUGCAGCCCUCUUCCCGGAGGACAUGGACAAGCUGCGGAGAAUGUCUCUGAUAGAGGAAGACGGAUGCAAGAGGGUCAACAUGGCUCACCUGUGCAUCGUGGGAUCUCACGCUGUCAACGGAGUCGCUGAGAUACACUCCAACAUCAUCAAGACUGACGUAUUUCGGGAUUUCAGUGAACUGGAACCGGAGAAGUUUCAGAACAAGACCAAUGGCAUCACUCCCAGACGCUGGCUGCUGCUCUGUAACCCGGGACUGGCGGAGCUCAUAGCCGAGGUUAUCGGGGAGGAUUACGUGAAAGAGCUCAGCCAGCUAGAGAAGCUGAAUGACUUUGUCGAUGACGCUGCCUUCAUCCGGGACGUCUCUAAAGUGAAACAGGACAACAAGCUGAAAUUUGCACAGUUCCUGGAAAAGGAGUACAAAGUCAAAAUAAACCCCUCGUCCAUAUUUGACGUCCAUGUGAAGAGAAUCCACGAGUACAAGCGGCAGGUCCUCAACUGCCUGCACAUCAUCGCCAUGUACAACCGCAUCAAAAAGAACCCCAAUGCACCUUUUGUACCAAGAACGAUGAUCAUCGGUGGCAAGGCCGCUCCGGGGUAUCACAUGGCCAAGAUGAUCAUCAAGCUGAUCACCUCGGUGGCUGAUGUGGUGAACAACGACCCCGUGGUGGGCGACAAGCUGAAGGUCAUCUUCCUGGAGAACUACAGGGUCUCCCUCGCAGAGAAGGUGAUUCCUGCCACAGAUUUGUCCGAGCAGAUCUCGACCGCCGGCACCGAGGCCUCAGGAACAGGGAACAUGAAGUUCAUGCUGAACGGAGCGCUGACCAUCGGCACCAUGGACGGAGCCAACGUGGAGAUGGCCGAGGAGGCCGGAGAGGAGAACCUCUUCAUCUUUGGCAUGAGGGUCGAGGACGUGGCUGCAAUGGACAAAAAGGGAUAUGAUGCCAUGGUGUACUACAACAGCAUUCCCGAGCUCAAACAAGUCAUGGACCAGAUCAAGAGUGGGUUUUUCAGCCCCAAGAAUCCAGAGCUUUUCAAAGACCUCACCGAAAUGCUCUUCAAAUACGACCGGUUCAAAGUGUUUGCAGACUUUGAAGAGUACAUGAAAGCCCAAGCAAGAGUCAGCAAACUUUAUCAGAAUCCAAAGGAGUGGACGAAGAUGGUGAUCAAGAACAUCGCCGCCACGGGGAAGUUCUCCAGCGACCGGACCAUCACGGAGUACGCGACCGAGGUGUGGGGCGUCGAGCCGACUGACCUGAAGAUCCCGGCGCCAAACGAGCCCCGAGAGGCCAUCGAAGAAACCGCCAGAGCUUUGAAGAAAAUGUGAGGGUUUCUUUGUUUUUUGGCACUGCGUAGGUUUACAGUUUCAUUAACCGUGCCUGUGCUUUUAACUUUCAAAUAAUACAUCGCUCGACUUUUUCAAGAACUUGGGUGAUUUCAUUUUAAGAGGCCAUGGUUCAGAUCGCAAACACUUUUGAUUUCCAAAGCACUUAGGUAAAAAAAAAAAAAAAAAAAAAAACUUGUCUGUUACAGUCUUUCAGCACCAACACAUGCAGUAAAACCAAGAGACC